This is a messenger RNA of Mirounga angustirostris (Northern elephant seal), 1999 nucleotides long. It is a transcript of the gene NFIL3, whose product is annotated as nuclear factor, interleukin 3 regulated. The transcript has 2 exons. The record is from RefSeq and is a predicted model, not a curated record. NCBI's taxonomy places the organism in Eukaryota, Metazoa, Chordata, Mammalia, Carnivora, Phocidae. Gene Ontology annotation, biological process: transcription by RNA polymerase II; regulation of DNA-templated transcription; immune response. Gene Ontology annotation, molecular function: DNA binding; DNA-binding transcription factor activity. Gene Ontology annotation, cellular component: nucleus. Bases 311 to 1699 code for a protein of 462 amino acids.
GCCCGCGGACCCGGCGCGCCGCCCGCCUCCCGCGCCGCGCCCUCGCCGCCGCCGCCCCGGACGCCCGGCCCGAGCCCCGCGCGCCGCGGGGCCCCGCUCCGGCCGCCCGCGCUCUCUCGCCGCCGCCCGGGCUCGCCGUCCCGAGAGCAGGAACACGGGAACCUACGAGGAAGACCCCUACUCCAUUCAGUAAGAGGAGCCAGCGAGAUUCAUUCCGGACAGCAGAACGGAAGAGAGAACAUUGAUGGCUUUCCCACCGCAGUUUUUAAAGCAUUUGUGAAUACUGGGGAAAGAAUCCGUCCUGAUUCUGAUGCAGCUGAGAAAAAUGCAGACCAUCAAGAAGGAGCAGGCAUCCCUGGAUGCUGGCAGCGGUGUGGACAAGAUGAUGGUGCUGAACUCUGCGCUGACCGAGGUCUCAGAAGACUUGACAGGGGGUGAAGAGCUGCUUCUGAAUGAAGGCAGCGUCGGGAAGAGCAAAUCUUCCGCGUGUCGGAGGAAACGGGAAUUCAUUCCCGAUGAAAAGAAGGAUGCCAUGUAUUGGGAAAAGAGGCGGAAAAAUAACGAAGCCGCGAAGAGGUCUCGGGAGAAACGUCGACUGAAUGACCUGGUUUUGGAGAACAAACUGAUUGCCCUGGGAGAAGAAAACGCCACUUUAAAAGCUGAGCUGCUCUCCCUAAAAUUAAAGUUUGGUUUAAUUAGCUCCACGGCCUAUGCCCAAGAGAUUCAGAAACUCAGUCACUCUACGGCUGUGUACUUCCAAGACUACCAGGCGUCCAAGUCCAGCACUGGCCCCUUUGUGGAUGAGCACGAGCCCUCGAUGGUGACGAGCGGCUGCAUUUCUGUCAUCAAGCACUCCCCGCAGGCCUCCCUGUCCGAUGUUUCCGAAGUGUCCUCGCUGGAACAUUCACAGGAUGGGGCUGUGCGGGGUGGCUGUGGGAGCCCCGAGAGCAAGUUCCAGGCCAUCAAGCAAGAGCCUGUGGAACUGGAGAGCUACGCGAGGGAGCCUGGUGAUGAGCGGGGCGCCUACCGGGCCUCUGUGUAUCAGAACCUCAUGGGGACCGCGUUCCCCAGCUACUCCCACUCUCCCCCUCUGCUGCAGGUCGCCCGGUCCUCCAGCAACUCCCCCAGGACGUCGGAGACAGAUGACGGCGCGGUGGGGAAGUCAUCCGACGGAGAAGAUGAGCAGCAGGUUCCCAAGGGCCCCAUCCAUUCUCCCGUGGAGCUUCAGCGCGGCCACGCCACCACGGUGAAGGUCCCAGAAGUGAACUCCUCCGCCUUGCCGCACAAGCUCCGCAUUAAAGCCAAAGCCAUGCAGAUCAAAGUAGAAGCGUUUGAUCACGAGUUUGACGCCGCACCGAAACCGGCCUCGCCUAUGGACGGGACGCCCAAGAGACCCUUCGAACUCGAGAAGCAUACUGCCCCAAGUAUGGUACACUCUGCCCUCACCCCUUUUUCAGUGCAGGUGACUAAUAUUCAAGAUUGGUCUCUCAAAUCGGAACACUGGCAUCCAAAAGAACUUAAUGGCAAAACUCAGAAUAGCUUCAAAACUGGAGUUGUGGAAAUGCAAGACAGUGGCUACAAAGUGUCUGACCCAGAGAAUUUGUUUCUGAAGCAGGGGAUAGCAAACUUAUCUGCAGAGGUGGUUUCACUGAAGAGACUCAUAGCCACACACCAAAUCUCUGCUUCGGACUCUGGGUGAAUUACUACUGAAAAGCUCUGGGUCUUUAGAAAGCCGUCAUUUGCAAUAGAUGAGUACGUUUUGUAUUAGGCUGAAUUUUCACUGGACCCGUGAUGUCAUUCCACUGUAAUGUUGACACAUUGUCUGCUGGGUGUCUUUUUGUGCACAAAUUAUUAUGGAAAUUAGAUCGUGUUAUCACUCUGCCUUCUGUAUAGUAAAAUAGUCCAUGCAAAGCCUGUAUAUAUUGAACAUUAUUUUUGUUGUUCUAUUAUAAAGCGUGUCAGUUACCAGUUUCAAUAAAGGAUUGGUGACAAACACAGA